GUUAAGUUAUUUUGCACCUCUCCUCCUGCAGCCUCUGCAUCACAAACCUCCUGCUCCUUCACCUCCUCCUGGCUUCAUUCAUUCAGGAUCUCAUCCUUUGAUGUUUUUCCCUCUUUGGACUCUGGAUUAAAAACAGUUUAAUUCUAAUUUAUUUUUCCUCAAACCGUCAAUGAUGCAGCGUCGCUGUUGCUCAGGAAGGAGAAGCUGCUGCGCUUAGAAUAAAGAGCCGCAGAUCUGCAGCUUCAGGGAGGAGAAGGUGAGCCCAGCUGCUGGAAACUGACCGGAGAAACAAACCAGAGAAAUUGUUUUAAAGUCAGGUCUGCACGUUUUCCUCAUCUUUUGAAUUUUCAUCUCAUCCCUCUUGUUUCUGUUGGAUUGACUGUUAAAAGGAUCCAAAUGGAGGCCAGAGGAAAGUACGAUUUUUCCGCCACUUCGGAUGACGAGCUCAGCUUUAAAAAGGGCGACAUUCUCAAGAUUAUAAACCAUGAGGAUGAUUGGUGUAAGGCUGAGAUGAAUGGACAGGAAGGAUACAUACCUAAGAACUACAUCGAUCUGCAGACUCCAGAUUGGUUUAAGGAGGACGCCAGUCGCAGCCAUGCAGAGGAUCUACUGAGGCACAAAACAGUCGGAGACUUUGUGAUCCGAGGAUGCCAGAGCUCCCCAGGAGACUUCUCCAUCUCUGUCAAACACGAGAACGACGUCCAGCACUUCAAGGUGAUGAGAGACAAUAAGGGCCAGUACUUCCUGUGGUCGGAGAAGUUCACCUCACUCAACAAACUGGUGGACUUCUACAAAACCACCUCCAUCUCCAAAACCAGACAGAUCUUCCUGUACGACGGCAGCUCAGACGGCAGGAAUGGCCCCAUGUCCCAGGGGAAGAGGGUGAGUUUGCCUGAACGCAACUCAGCUGCAGCCGUUGCUUCAUCGCCUCGCAGGGCCUCAGAUCAACCCGUCAGCCAGCUGGUUAAAAAUCCUGCCAUUCAGGAGCGAGCGCACACCAUUGGUGGACACACGGGCAGAAGCAGCCCUGUCCCCUCCGCCUGUCAUCCUCGCCGCAUCUCUGAAACCAUGCCUCCACCUACGCGAUCGUCCACAGUGCAGGUGAGGGCGCUGUACGACUUCACCGCUGAGGAAGACGACGAGCUGGGGUUUAGUGCCGGUGACAUCAUCGAGGUGUUGGAUCGCUCAGACAAUUCUUGGUGGAAAGGCAGGCUGCGGGGGCAGAGUGGGUUGUUUCCUGCAAACUACACAGUACAGAUAUGAGGAAAGGCACCGUGGGCGAGGCUUUAGCUCCACACCAAUCUGCAGACGGGAACAGUCGUCAUCGGGUGUUUCUGAAAGUAACACCCAGCUCUGCACUGCAGUGGACUGUGGGUUUAUAGAUACAUGGCUACCCAGCGUGGCUUGUUCAGGUUUUAUUGAACGUUUAAUUCUUGGGGGUGAUAGACACACCUGCAGGAUGGUUUCUGAAGAGGAAGUGCUGCAGAUGCCACACUUUUUUUUUUUUUUUUUUUUUUUUUAUUACAACAAAUGUAUUAAAAAUGUGGCAAAAGGUAUUUAUGAGUUGAAAGCUUGUCUGAUUACAGCCUGAUCAACGGCUUUAUGAGUGCAUGAGUAUAUUUCCUUUCUGUCGCCUACAUGUAUGGAUAUUUUAAUUAUUUGUCAAUUCUACUGAAAUCAGUCUGUUUGUUUUAUUCAACUCCAAUUUUUUUGUUUUUAUAAACAUCCGUCUCAGCUUUUCUAUUUUUGUCUGCCUCAUU
Molecule: messenger RNA, 1760 nt
Organism: Cyprinodon tularosa
Lineage: Eukaryota; Metazoa; Chordata; Actinopteri; Cyprinodontiformes; Cyprinodontidae
Gene: grap2a
Product: GRB2 related adaptor protein 2a
Exons: 8
Coding region: 397-1263 (288 amino acids)
Molecular function (GO): protein binding
Source: RefSeq, a predicted model, not a curated record